Messenger RNA from Cyclocybe aegerita, 1404 nucleotides. The record is from the annotation of a GenBank genome assembly. NCBI's taxonomy places the organism in Eukaryota, Fungi, Basidiomycota, Agaricomycetes, Agaricales, Hemipholiotaceae.
AUGAACCAAAUCCCUGGCGAGCCCUUCGACCUCGCCCUCCCUAAUCCGCACACGCCGAUGGCGUUCCUGGACCCCCAGCAAACGUUCGAGGCGACAUUCGCGGUGUAUGUAGCCGUCUGCACGUUCGGUGUGAGUCGAACCCUCUUCGUUCUGGUUAUACGAAAAGGUGUUGACGUGGCGCUGCACAUGCAGGUAUUCAUCUGGGAGACGCUCCACGUUCUGAAGGCAGACUAUCGGUUGGCAUUCAAACAGAAGUUUUUGGUUUCCUCAGCGGUGUACUUUGUGUCAAAGAUAGCAACCUUUGCCUAUCUUCUCAGCAAAAGCAUACACUUGACCACUGAGCUCGAUAACUGCGGAAGGGUGAAUCAGAUCGUGAGCGGGUUCCUCACGGCUUCGCAAUCACUCACCGCUCUCCUGUUCUUCUUCCGCGUGAGGCAAGUGUACGACAAGAGCCUCCUCGUAACGGUGCUCUUCCUCUGUACCUGGGCCAGCCUGACAGCGUGCUACGCACUGACGUUUGGCGCGACGGUCAGCAUGGGCAUCGGGGAGACGAGGUUCUGCAGGACGCAGCAGGUAACACACCCGUUCGCCCAGGUGGGGAGCUGGGCGAGCCUGGUGAAUGGGGCGUCGGUUUAUGGAGCGAUUAUAUGUCGGCUUGCAGGAGCGGUCCCGUUCGGGACGGGAAUGGUCGAAAGAAGAGCACAGAGAUUCAUAGCUGCAUUCUCGCAGCAGGCCCAAGUGUACUAUCUAAUCGCACUCGUCAUGAACGCGGCCACCCUCGUCUUCCACUACGCCAUCCGCGGUCCUCCAGAUUCCUCCUUCCGCAUGCUGCUCGUCGCGCCAAACACUGUGGUCCUAAACAUCAUGGCAUGCCGCGUCUACCGAAAGACGACUCUGCACCCCUCUGAGCGCCCGACGGCAGAGCAGUGGUCGAAGAUGCUGGACAGCCUCAGGUUGAAGCGUCCGCCAUUGACAGAGGUCGACCUGUCGACAGGCAGGUCAGAUCUGGCUAGGGUUGACGUCGAGGACCAGACGUUCCAUUCAAGAGACGCGCGUAGCUUCGAGGCGAAUAAAGCGUCACUCGGGGGUCGGUCGAACCCGGUGGGUGUGGAGGUCACGAAGAUAGUAGAGGUGGAAUCAAUGCGGAGAGAGCCUGAUCUAGAUGAUCAAAGCCAUGCGACGACGAGUCCUGGCGAUCCAAGUGAUGUUGAGCCUGAGGUGGCUCAUCGGCUGUUGUCACCCCUUUUACCGGCCCGGCUGACUGUGGGAACACCCCAGAAAUUGCCGUCAUUGACCGACUCGUUGAUUGCUCCUCCCUACCCCAACCUCACGAACGUCCACAACCACGAUGGCGGCAUGCUUACGAUUUACGAAAAGAGUGUGCCCUUUGAUUACUUCCCGUAA